This is a messenger RNA of Lithohypha guttulata, 4161 nucleotides long. RefSeq names its product putative ATP-dependent RNA helicase ucp12 (gene ucp12). Gene Ontology annotation, cellular component: intracellular anatomical structure. NCBI's taxonomy places the organism in Eukaryota, Fungi, Ascomycota, Eurotiomycetes, Chaetothyriales, Trichomeriaceae. The record is from RefSeq and is a predicted model, not a curated record. Gene Ontology annotation, molecular function: protein binding; helicase activity; RNA binding. The coding region runs from base 1 to 4161 and encodes 1386 amino acids. The transcript has a single exon.
AUGCCGCCUAAAAAAGCUGCUUCUUCCAAGAGCGGCGCAUCGAAACCCAAGCCCGCAAAUACUUUCGACGAAGGUUCACAUAUCGUGUUUGAAGAUGAUAAUAAGAAGAGUAGAAAAGGACACAAACCCAAAGAUGUACCUGCAUCCGAACCUACCGGGCCUCCUAAACCAACAGUAAAGCAGCUUAUCGGAGGUGCCUCCUGGACUGGCAAACUACCUGUGAACCUUCUCUCAGAACAUUGUCAGAGACAAAAAUGGGACAAGCCAGAUUACACGAUGCGACAGGUCCCUGGUCGAGAUGGACAGGAAAAGUUGUAUCGCUCAGAAGUCUCGCUCAGUGCGAAAGAUGCUAAGACAGGUGAAGUCCGAUCGGUGAAAUUUCGUACUCCAGAAACCAUGAUAGUGAUUUCAGAAGAGCCGACUGCGCUGGAAGCACGUCACUUUGCCGCCGCUUAUGCGCUGUUCAGGGUCAGUAGCAUGAAAAAUCUCUCAAUGGCGUUACCACCUAAGUACAGGGACUUAUGGAAGCAGUUCCAGAGCAUUAAGAAAGAGGAUGAGAAAGUAGGGAAGGCGUGGUUAUAUGAUGCAGAUCCGUUUGCUGCUCAACAGAAAGGCGAAGAUAUCAAGAAAGCUAUGGAGAAAAGGGACAUUGAAAAGGAGAAGAAGAAGGAGGCAAUUUCAAGGAAUCCUGCCCUGGCGCUACAACAGAUGCCAAGAAGUAGAGAGUGGGGGCGGGCACCAAAGAUCGAGAUGGGAUCCAAAAUACGAAUGGAAAUUGAACGACUUGUUCGGCAAGACGCAACGUGGAAUCCGUUUGGUGAUCAAAUGACGAGCCAAGAACAGGAUCGAGUCGCAAAAUUGAUGACCGAAAGAGGGUUUCGUGCAGGUCAUGCUCGAGAAGCUAUGCAAUAUUGCAAGGAUGAAGAGGAAGUGCUGGAAUGGCUGCUUGUGAAUGUCCCAGAGGAUGACCUGCCUGCCUUUGCCUUACCUGCUAAUUAUAGUGCCGGUAUCAGCAUGGCCAGUGGCGACGUCGUACAGGAAGCCAAGCUCAAACGUCUAGCCACAGCAGGAUACCCACGUGAUUUCGUCAUGCAAGCACUUAAGUCUUGCGACGGCAACGAGCAUAGAGCAGCAUUCUGGCUUCAGAGCACCUUACAGGAUACGAACGAGGGAGAUCUCAAUGACGACAUCGAUAGCAUGGUCGAAUGGGACAGUGAAGAGUCGACACUUGAAGCCAUAUACGCUGAUCGAUGGAGCAGAAGGGGCAAGGAAGAUUGCACGAUCAAGCUAGACACACCAGAAAACAUGGCUACUUCUGUCAGGUUCGUCAUUAGGAAGAAAGGCUACCCCUGGGAGCUUCCAGCCGUACUGCUCUCAUCAGCACAACUGCCUGCAUAUAUACGGCUCAGUGCGACGAAGCAAGCAUUGCAGUUUGCAGAUACCAACUUCAAAGGACAAGCUAUGGUCUUCCAAAUCUGCGAGUGGCUGGAAGCUAACUUGCAGAACAUCAUUGACAGUCCAAUGAGUCUCACUGAACUUCACCUCUCCGAGCCAAAGCCUGUCACCAGUGCGAUAGAAACUCCGAACGGCGUGACAACAUUAUUGCCCACCAGAUCGAAAAACAUCUACAUCGACAGAAGAAGUGACAGAGAAAUUCUCGAUACAUGGAGCAGACGACAUGAACUUACAGAACAGCAGAAAAUGCUGGAUGCAAGGAAGAGAUUGCCUGCUUGGACGAAAGAAUGUGAUAUUCUAACGACAAUAGCAGGCCACAGCGUGACUAUUGUGACAGGCGAGACAGGAAGCGGCAAGUCGACGCAGGUUGUGCAAUUCGUGCUCGACCAAGCAAUCCAAGUACUGCAUGGCUCAAAGACUAAGAUUCUCUGCACACAACCAAGACGAGUCGCUGCGCUAUCAUUAGCAGAUCGUGUCAGCAAUGAAAGGUGCACACCUCUGGGUGAAGAAGUUGGCUACAUCAUCAGAGGGGAGUCCAAAACAUCAAACUCGACUAAGAUCACUUUCAUGACAACAGGUGUACUGCUUCGGCGAAUACAAAUGUCUGCCAGUCUGAAAGAAGCUUUAGAUGGUAUCUCCCAUGUCUUCAUCGACGAAGUGCACGAGCGGUCUCUAGAUACAGAUUUCUUACUAGCUCUACUCAAAGACGCCCUGGAGGCAGUCCCCAGUCUUCGUGUAGUCCUAAUGAGUGCAACAUUGGACAAGGACAUCUUCAUGAAAUACUUUGGAGGUGCUGGAAAGGUCGGUCAUGUGCAUGUCGAAGGACGUACCUUUCCAGUCACAGAUCAUUAUCUAGAAGAAGUGCUCGAUGAGACCAAAUUCAUACCUGAGUAUGCAGAUUCAAAUCAGCCAAUAGGCAAGAUCAUAUCCGCACUUGGGGUUGGCGUCAAUAUUGAGUUGAUCAGGAGCCUGGUAGUUCACAUCGACGAACAGCUCACAGGCAUGCCUGGAGCUAUUCUGAUAUUUCUUCCAGGUACGCUUGAAAUCGACCGAAGUAUCAGAGCAUUGUCCUCCAUACCCAACGUUUUUGCUUACCCAUUGCAUGCAUCCCUACUACCUUCCGAGCAAAAGAGAGUCUUUCCGCCUGCACCGUCUGGCAAGAGAAAGGUCAUUGCAGCUACCAAUGUUGCAGAAACCUCGAUCACCAUUGAAGAUGUCGUCGCCGUCAUUGAUACUGGCCGGGUGAAAGAGACCAACUACGAUAUCUCCAAUAAUAUCGUGCGUCUGGAAGAGGUUUGGGCAUCACAAGCAGCUUGCAAACAGCGAAGAGGUCGAGCCGGUCGUGUAAGAGAAGGGACAUGCUAUAAGCUCUUCACACGCAAUGUUGAGGCAAACAUGACUCCGAAACCUCUACCAGAAAUACAACGAGUACCUCUUGAGCAAUUGUGUCUAUCAGUGAAAGCAAGUGACCAAGACAGAGACGUGUCAAAAUUCCUUGGUGCACUCAUUACACCACCCGAGGCAGGCGCUAUAUCGAAUGCGAUCAACGUGCUUCACCAGAUGGGAGCUCUUGAGGGCAAUCAUCUGACAGCUCUCGGCAUUUACAUGUCUGCAGUUCCAGCUGACCUUCGCUGUGCCAAGCUCUUAGUAUAUGGCGCACUAUUCGACUGCCUGGAACCCUGUCUCACCGUUGCCUCUAUAUUGACUGUCAGAGACCCCUUCGUGUCUCCAAGAGACAAACGAGAAGAGGCUGAUGCUGCAAAGGCUGCCUACUCAACUCAACAUGGAGAUCUAAUGCUGUCACUGAGCGCCUACGAGGACUACAUACAAACAUCUAGAGAGCUUCGACCGAGGGCUCUACAAUCCUGGUGCAAUACUAGGUUCUUAUCGCUAAACACAUUGAGAGAUAUAACAUCUACCCGAUCACAAUUGGUCGAUUCAUUGAAGGAUGCCAAUCUGAUCCCACUGGACUACCGCAGCGACACGUCAGCGAAGAACACCUCACCACUACUACAUCGAGCCCUAAUCUCAGCCUCCCUCCAACCACAAAUUGCAGAAAUCCGCUUCCCAGAGAAAAAGUACAUGCAAUCUCUCACUGGUGCCAAAGAACUCGACCCAGAAGCAAAGACGAUCAAAUACUUCCUCCCACCCGUCAACUCAGAGGCCACCAAACCUACCACCACUUCAAGCUCGACCUCAUCUCCCAAAAGCACCUGUCCAAACACCCCACAACCAACUAACGGCGGCGCUGAACAACACACCGACCACCCAAACUGGCAACGCGUCUUCAUCCACCCCUCCUCCCCACUAUUCCACAGCUCCCCAUCCUCAUUCACCUCCGGCUCCUCCUCAGCCUCCUACCUCUGCUACUUCAGCAAAAUGGCCACAGGCUCCUCAAACACCCUCUUCGGCCCAAAAACCUACAUUCAUUCCCUCACACCACUAAACGUAUACACACAGCUCCUCUUCGGCUCCGGCGGGAUCAACAUAGACACGACUAUUCCCGGGGGCGGACUGGUUGUCUCCGAGCACUUCAAGAUACGUGGGUGGGCGAGGAUAGGUGUUUUGGUGUCGAGGUUGAGGAGGCUUCUUGAUGAGGAGUUGAGGAGGGCGAUUGAUGUGCCUGCUGGGAGGAGGGAGUUUGGGAAGAGUGAGGUUGUGAGGGUUGUGAAGUGGUUGAUUGAGUUGAAUGGUCAGGACCGUUGA